AUGGACAAGGACAACAAAGAACUUAAGGAGCAGUACGCGCUGCACGUGACUCCCGCGACCUCUGCGUCCUGGUCGCAACCGCCCGACAGCAAAAAGCGCGACACGGAGCACGUGGAGUUUGUACCCACCGACGCCGACGAUGACGACGGAGAGGCCGACAGCUCGCUUGCGGGGCUGGGCGCCGGCCAAGGAAUGCACGGCAAGCUCGCUACCGACGAGCUGGUGGCGCGCUUUCUGGGCGCGUCCGAAGACGCGCAAGCGUCUGAGGGCGCUGAAAAAAGCAUGUCCCUGCUGGAGGGUCUGCGUCAGUAUCCGCGCGCUGCGCUCUGGUCUGUGGUGCUCUCCACAGCCCUUAUUAUGGAGGGCUACGAUACCGCGUUGCUUCAAUCCCUGUACGCACUGCCCGCAUUCGCGAAGAGGUACGGGUUUUUCAACCCCAACUCCGGCGUCUACGAGGUGCCUGCGCGGUGGCAAACCGCGCUCAGCAUGUCCACCAACGUUGGAGAGGUCAUCGGCUUGCAGCUUGCCGGUAUAGCCGCGGAGCGCAUCGGCUACCGGUGGACGCUGAUCUCGUCGCUGAUCGGGGUGUUUGGGUUUAUAUUCAUCCUCUUCUUUGCGCCCAACUGUGGCGCACUUCUCGCGGGAGAAGUGCUCUGCGGCAUUCCCUGGGGCUGCUUCCAAACGCUUACCGUGACAUACGCGACCGAAGUGUGCCCGCUCGUGCUGCGGUUCUAUCUGACUACCUGGGUCAACAUCUGUUGGGUUCUGGGCCAGAUCAUGGCUUCAGGGGUGCUAAAACACUCACAGGAGAACCUGGCCAACAGCGCCAUGGCAUACAGACUCCCCUUCGCACUACAGUGGAUCUGGCCCCUCCCGCUCGCUCUGGGCAUUUACUUUGCGCCCGAGUCUCCCUGGUGGCAGGUGCGUAAAGAACGAUACACAGCCGCGGAACGCAGUCUGUCAAGGCUUAUUUCUAACGUAGACGGAGAAACCAAGACGCACGUGAUCAAAGCCAUGCUCGAGCGCAUGCGGCUCACUACGGAAAAAGAGCGUAAACUCAACGAGGGUGUCAGUUACUGGGACUGUCUGAAGGGCGUCAACGGACGGCGCACGCGGAUCGCGUGUCUCACUUGGGUCACGCAGAACGCGUGUGGUAGCGCGAUGAUGGGGUUCUCCACGUAUUUCUACGAAAAAGCAGGUCUCAGCGACUCGUACGCAUUUAACUUCACAAUCAUCCAGUACUGCUUGGGUCUCGUCGGUACGCUGCUGUCGUGGGUGCUUUCCAAGCGGUUUGGCCGGUACACGAUUUUCGCGGGCGGUCUGGCGCUGCAGGCAGUGCUGCUGCUCGUGAUCGGCGGGCUCGGGUUUACGUCUUCGUCCAACGCGAGCUGGGCCAUCGGCACGUUGCUGCUGGUGUUUGUGUUUGCGUACGACAUAGGCGUCGGUCCCGUGACCUACUGCAUUGUGCCCGAGAUCCCGUCCUCGCAGAUGCGCACCAAGACCGUGGUGCUCGCGCGGAACUGCUACAACUUGAUGGGCAUCGUCAACUACAUCUGGACGCCGUACAUGCUGAACAGCGACGAGUGGAACUGGGGCGCCAAGACGGGGCUCUUCUGGGGCGCCAUCUGUGUCGUGAUGUUCGUGUGGGCGUACCUGGAUCUGCCCGAGACCAAGGGCCGGACCUUUGGCGAGAUCGACGAGCUGUUCGCGCAGAAAGUGCCCGCGCGCCGCUUCCGGUCCACCGAGGUCGACCCGUUCGACUCCGAGCGGCUCAUAGCGCAGUUGGACGCGGGCCAGCUCAACCGGAUUGCGGACAAAGACAUGGGCGGUCUCGACCCGAUCCUCGAGGACAGCGAGUAG
Messenger RNA from Lachancea mirantina, 1860 nucleotides. Lineage: Eukaryota; Fungi; Ascomycota; Saccharomycetes; Saccharomycetales; Saccharomycetaceae. The record is from the annotation of a GenBank genome assembly.